This is a messenger RNA of Lactuca saligna, 369 nucleotides long. The record is from the annotation of a GenBank genome assembly. Lineage: Eukaryota; Viridiplantae; Streptophyta; Magnoliopsida; Asterales; Asteraceae.
AUGCUCUAUGACACCAACUAUGAUUUAGAGAAACCUUUUCCUUGUCAUAGGUUAAUAGAAUUGGAUGAGGUCGAGUUUCAACAAGUGAAGAAGAAAUUAUGGACCAAGAAACAUGAUUUUGCGCUUACCCAUAAAUCAAAGAUGAAGAUGUUUCAUGAUACCAAACAUCGAGUCAAUAAGUCCAUUAAUAAAAAUUAUGCUUGGAUGUUCAAAUCAAGGUUUAGGCGUCACCGUGGAAAGAUUAGAGGCAACAUGGUUUAUUUAUACAUGGUCAAAGAUGUCAUGCCACACGAUCUGGUCAUUGAGGUUAAGGUCAACAACAAGACGGUUGACUUUCAAAAAAGUCCACAAACAUAUGAUCCUCUAUAG